AUGGCUCCUGUCUACACCAACUCCAACGGGCAACCGAUUGCCAACGACGUGUUCGCCUCGCAACGCGGUUCCGGUGCGUUCGGGGUGUUUGAAGUUACUGAUGACAUCACCGACAUCUGCGGCGCCGCGUUCUUGGACACUAUUGGUAAGAAGACGAGAAUCUUCACCAGAUUCUCCACUGUGGGUGGUGAACUGGGGUCGGCCGACUCCGCCAGAGACCCCCGUGGUUUCGCCACCAAGUUCUACACCGAAGAAGGCAACUUGGACUUGGUGUACAACAACACCCCGAUUUUCUUCAUCAGAGACCCCACCAAGUUCCCCCACUUCAUCCACACCCAGAAGCGUAACCCUGAGACCCACUUGAAGGACGCCAACAUGUUCUGGGACUACUUGACCUCGAACCAGGAAUCCACCCACCAGGUGAUGAUUUUGUUCUCGGACAGAGGUACCCCCGCGUCGUACAGAAACAUGCACGGGUUCUCGGGCCACACCUACAAGUGGUCGAACAAGAAGGGCGAAUGGCACUACGUGCAGGUCCACUUCCUCACCGACCAAGGCAUCAAGAACUUGAACAACGAGCAAGCUGGGGAACUCGCCGGUUCGAACCCCGACUUUGCUCAGGAAGACUUGUUUAAGGCCAUCGCCAAGGGCGACUACCCCUCGUGGACCGCCUACAUCCAGACGAUGACUCCCGAACAAGCGAAGAAGGUCGACUUCUCGGUGUUUGACUUGACCAAGACCUGGCCCCACAAGGACUUCCCCCUCAGACGUUUCGGCAAGUUUACCCUUAACGAAAACCCCAAGAACUACUUUGCCGAAGUCGAACAGGCGGCGUUCUCGCCCUCGCACACCGUCCCCUACAUGGAACCCUCGGCCGACCCCGUGUUGCAGCUGAGAUUGUUCUCGUACCCGGACACCCACCGCCACAGAUUGGGCGUCAACUACACCCAGAUCCCCGUCAACCGGCCCACCGCCCCCGUGUACGACCCCCACAUCAGAGACGGUGCCAUGAACGUCAACGGCAACUUGGGCUCGGCCAAGAACUACUUGGCCACUGACGUCCCCGUCCAGGUCAAGCAAUACUCGUUGCAAGAAGACCAGGAAGUGUGGGAAGGCGCCGCCACCCCCUUCCACUGGAAGUGCACCGACGCCGACUUCAAGCAACCGCAAAAGUUGUACGAAGUGUACAAGAAGACCGGCCAAGAAAAGGCGUUGGCCCACAACAUUGGUGUCCACGCCGCUGGCGCCGACAAGGCCAUCCAGGACAGAGUCGUCGAGAUGUUCGCCAAGGUGUCUUCGGAAUUGGCCGAAAACAUCAAGAAGGAGAUUGCCGCUGCCUCCAAGUAA
Messenger RNA from Diutina rugosa, 1347 nucleotides. RefSeq names its product catalase A (gene CAT1). Gene Ontology annotation, molecular function: catalase activity; heme binding. The record is from RefSeq and is a predicted model, not a curated record. The transcript is spliced from 2 exons. Gene Ontology annotation, biological process: hydrogen peroxide catabolic process; response to hydrogen peroxide. Gene Ontology annotation, cellular component: cytoplasm; peroxisome; mitochondrion. The coding region runs from base 1 to 1347 and encodes 448 amino acids. Lineage: Eukaryota; Fungi; Ascomycota; Pichiomycetes; Serinales; Debaryomycetaceae.